Molecule: messenger RNA, 5558 nt
Organism: Nomia melanderi (Alkali bee)
Lineage: Eukaryota; Metazoa; Arthropoda; Insecta; Hymenoptera; Halictidae
Gene: Vgn
Product: vitellogenin
Biological process (GO): lipid transport
Molecular function (GO): lipid carrier activity
Source: RefSeq, a predicted model, not a curated record
UGAUGCAGCCAUUCAACAAGAUUAUGCCGAGCUACACGGUGUUUGUUAUCGCUGAAUCGACAUAAUUUACGUAUAAAUGUUCCGGAGAUGCAGAAGCACAUCGCCAGUUAGUGGUUGUCCAACGACUAUCAACAUGUGGCUACCUCUGACACUCUUAGUUCUUGCGGGGACAGUUUCAGCCGACUUCGACCAUGGCUGGAAGGUCGGCAAAGAGUACUCUUACCUGGUGCGCAGUCGCACGAUGACUGGUCUCGACAAACUCGGCGACCAGUACACGGGCGUCCUGCUGAAGGCGUUGCUGAAGGUCCAAGUGAAGGACCCGCACACGCUGAUAGCACAGUUGUCGCGCGGCCAGUUCGCCAACAUCCACAAGGAGUUGCCGGACGGUUGGGACAUGCCUAUCUCGGAUCAGAUGCUCGAUCUGCAGGAAUUGCCGAUCACCGGCAAGCCGUUCGAGAUCAAGGUCAAGCGCGGAGUGAUCCGUGACCUGAUCGUCGAGAAGGGCAUCCCCAGCUACGAGGUGAACCUGCUCAAGAGCGUGGUCAGCCAGCUGCAGGUGGACACCCUGGGCGAGAACGCGAUCAGGACGAGGAGCAACGUCCAAGUGCCGAACGAGGAGGAGCCCUACGGCUCGUUCCCCGUUAUGGAGGACUCGGUCGCUGGCAAGUGCGAGGUGCGCUACGACAUCACGCCUCUGCCGGACCCCAUGAUCCAGCUGAAGCCCGAACUGGUACCCAUGCCCGAGCUGAAAGGCGACGGCCACCACAUCGACAUCAUGAAGACCAAGAACUUCAGCAAAUGCGAGCAGCGCGUGGACUAUCACUUGGGCAUCACCGGAAGCACCAACUGGGAGCCUGGCACCAACGACAACGGAGAAUUCCUCUCGAAAUCGUCGACCAGCAGGAUCGUCAUCUCCGGGAGCCUGAAACGCUUUACGGUUCAGUCAUCCGUAACCACCAGCCAGUUAUUCGUUAGCCCGAGGUUCUACGACCAACAGAACGGUAUAGUGAUGAGCAAGAUGAACCUGACCCUGAAGCGCGUCAAUCCGAUCUCCGAUCGCCUUACGUCCCCGAGCGAGCCAGAAUCCACUGGCAACCUUGUGUUCGUCUACGAUAAUCCCUUCACGGACUUCGCGGAACGCAGACCAGGCAAACCGACGGACAGCAAUCAACUGGUCACCUCGGACGGUGUGCGAUCGGUGAGCUCCAGCGAGGAGGUACGGAAAAAUCUGCUGAACAUCCGUGGAUCCGGCUCGAGCGAUUCCAGCAGCUCGAUCGCCAGUAGCGAGGAUCGCGGCUUCUGGCAGCCCAAGCCUACCUUGGAGGACGCUCCGCAGAAUCCUCUGCUGCCCAACUACAUUGGCAACAAGGGCAAGUACAUCGGCAACACCGGCGCGAUCGACACGAUCAAGGUCUCCAAGGACAUCAUCUACCAAAUCGCCAACGAGCUGGAGGAAGCGAGCAACAUCCCCAAAGAGCAGACUCUGGAGAAGUUCACGAUCUUGACCAGCCUGUUGCGCACCCUGAACAGGAAGCAACUGGCCGAGGUCGAGAACAGCAUACAGAUCUCGAUCAACGACUUGAAGACGAAGGACAAGACGCAGGCCGUUAAGCAGAACGCUUGGGCCGUGUUCAGAGACGCCGUCACUCAGGCUGGCACCGGGCCUGCUCUGCUCACCAUCAAGAAAUGGAUCCAGAACAACCACAUCACUGGAUUGGAGGCUGCCAGCGUCAUCUCCAGGAUCCCGAAGACCGCGCUGACGCCCACUGCCGAAUACGUUAGGGCCAUGUUUGAACUAGCCACCAGCUCCGAGGUCAAGAACGACAGGACCAUGUGCGCGACAGCUAUACUAGCGUUCACCGAACUGGUCCGCUUGUCGCAAGUGAACAGCCGCACGCUCCACAACCGUUACCCGGUGCACACGUUCGGUCGCAUGAUAUCGAAGCAAGACAAGACGGUCGUCAACGAGUACAUCCCCUACUUGGCCCGCGAACUGAAGCAAGCGGUGACCGAUCGCGACAGCCCGAAGAUCCAGACCUACAUCCUGGCGUUGGGUAGCAUCGCUCACCCGAAGAUCCUCACUGUCCUCGAGCCUUACCUGGAGGGCAAAGAGCAAGUGACGGUGUUCCAGAGGACGCUGAUGGUGGCCUCCCUCAACAAACUCGCCGACAUCAACCCUAGACUGGCGAGGUCCGUGCUCUACAAGAUCUACCUGAACACCAUGGAGGCCCACGAAGUCCGUUGCGCCGCUGUGUUCCUGCUGAUGAAGACCAACCCGCCUGUCAGCAUGCUGCAGAGGAUGGCCGAGUUCACCAACUACGACACCAGCAAGCACGUCAACUCCGCCGUGAAGUCCACCCUCCAGAGUAUCACCACUCUGACUAGCCCGGAAUUGAAGGACCUGGCCAACAAGGCUCGCGCCGCUGUCAACCUGCUCGACGACAACGAGUACAGCUACCAAUACUCCCGCGGAUUCGUCUCGGAAACCGUGAACAAUCGGCAGAACAUGAUAAACAGACUGAUCUUGAACUACAUCGGCAGCGACGACAGCGUGAUCCCCCGCGCUCUCUUCGUUAAAUCCUACGACAGCUACGGCGACUUCCAGGUGCCGCCCACUGAACUGUUCGCCAUGUUGUCCAGCGUGAGACCCAUCUUGGAGAUGUCCCUCGACAGCGAGGAGAAGGAACAAUCCGGCAAAUGGCUGUGCGAGAAACUCGCCGAGGAGCUGCACAUCAUACCCGAGGAGCCGAUCGAGAUCGAGGGCAACAUCCUGCUGGACUCGAAAUUCAGCUCGAAAUUCUUGCCUUUCGACGGACGCACUCUGCGCAAGAUUCCCGCAUGGAUCAGGGAGCAAAUAAUGGCCCCGAAGCACGGUGGCUACAUAAACUUGAACAAGCUGAUGUCCUAUGAGGUCACUCUGAGUUUCCCCACGGAGACGGGUCUGCCGUUUGUCUACAUGUUCAAGGCACCUACCCUGUACAAGAUGAGCGGACAGAGUCAGAUGAACUUUGGCCUGGACAUGAGCGUGAACGCGAAGCUCGACACCCGCAUCGUCUUCUCGAAGAAGAUCCAAGGCAGAAUCGGUUUCUUGGCGCCGUUCGAGCAUCAGCACUUCAUCGCCGGCGUGGACAUGAACUUACAGGCUUACGCGCCGAUCAGGUUGUCCGCUGAUGUCAAUCCGGUGAAGGGCAGCAUGAGGGUGAAACUGUGGCCUCUGAAGGGCGAGGAACACGCUCGGCUCCUGCACUACAGCGUGGUGCCGUUCACGGCUAGUCACGACAUCUUCAGCCAACGACCUUUGCUCACCGAGAAGACCACCCAUCGUAUAAUCGGCAAGAUGAACUCCCAGAAGACGUUCGCUCUGCCUAGCAAGGACAUUGAUAGUUUCCGCUUGGAGAUGGAAGGCUGCGAGAACGACGAAGAGUUCUGGGACUGGAAUAAGAUCGACAUGGAGAACCUGCUCACCUUCCCGUGGACCGACGCCACCGACGAAUUCCGAUCGCUCAAUUUGGUGAUGAGGUUGCAAGGCGAGCAGAAGGAGCCGCUGAUCCUCACCGUGUCGAAGAAGGAACGCAACGAGAAACCCGAAGAACAGCAACCGUGGAUACCCAAGGCCAAGGCUGUCGUGCCGACCACCACGGAAUCGAACAGCGAGGAGCGCCGGGAGCAAUUCCUGAAAGAGGUCGGCAAAGGCAUCAAGGCUGCCAGGUCUACGGUGGUGGACGUUGAACUGCAGAUCCCUGGCGAACUCGAGAGCCGCAACGCUUUCACCGCUGCCUGGUCCGAAAGCAACGCCGACAACAAGCAGAAGAUCCUCCUGUUCUGGAAAAUCAACAUUCCCUCGGAAGAGUUCAAGUACGAAGUUUGCUCCGCGAUAAACUCCGUAGAACCGGACAACACCAUCCCGUCGUACGAGAUGGCGAUGAAGACCCUGCCCAAGGAGGAGAUCGACAUGGACAUCCGUUUCGGCGUGAACUGCGCCGACGGCGAGCAGAUCAAUGUUAAGGGACAGGCGGUGCAGAGCGCGGAGAUGAGGAAGGAAAUCGAGAAGUCUGCCGUGGCGAAGACCUGCGAAGAGCAGAUGAUGCAGGGCAACAAGGUUCUCAGGGACUGCCAAACCGCCGCUGCCUUAGCCAAGAUCUGGGACGAGCUGCACUUGUCGUUGAACAUCGACUCCGAGCCUUUGAUGUACGCCGUCAAGAUGGGCAUAGACAUGCUCAGCGACAGCAAAUACCUGGACUCCACGGUGCACACCACCAAGCCGAAGAACGCUGGCAAGAACAAGAUCGACAUCACGACCAAGCUGUCGAAAGAUCUUGACAUGAUGGACGUGGCCAUUCACACGUCGGACAGGGACGUGCACAUCAACGACAUUGGCACGGAUCUGUUCGACGUCUACCCCGAGGACCGGAACACGGACAACGACAUCCCCGACUUGCUCGACGAAGAUCUUCAAUCGUCCUGCGUGCUCGACAAGACCAGGGCUGAGACCUUCGACGGCAACAGCUACCCGCUCAGACUGGGCAACUGCUGGCACGUGCUCUUUACCACCUACCCGAAGAUGAACCCCGAGCAACCCGGUGAGAUGCAGCGCGUCCCCGAGGACCUGAGCGUGAGCAUCUUGGCCAAAGAGGUCGGAGAUGGACGCAAGGAAGUGAAGAUCAUGCUUGGCAAACGGGAGAUCGUGCUGUUGCCGGGCGAGACCGAGCCAGAGGUGCUCGUAGACUCGCAGAAAGUUCCGAUCUCCAGGGAGAAGAACUUCCAGGAAAGACGCAAGGAUGAGAUCCUCCUGGAGAUCAACAGGCUCUCCGACAACUCCAUCGCCGUGGUCGCCGACAAGCAAGACGUGCAGCUGAUUUACGACGGAAAACGUAUCGUGAUCAAGGCCUCGGACGACUAUCGCGGCGCAGUGCGAGGUCUCUGCGGUAACUUCGACGGUGAGGCGGCGAACGACUUCGUGGCCCCUCAGAACUGCAUGGUGAGGAAAUCGGAGCACUUCAUCGCUUCCUACGCACUCACCAAUCAGCAGUGCGAGGGUGACUCCGUGGUGAACGCGGAAGAGGCCAAGAAAGAGUGCCGCCCCAUCGCCAAGGCCCGGCAGAGCAAUGUGAUCAGCGACGUCGACGCCGGAAGGGAGAUCGUCGAGAAAUGGCCCUACCCGCGCGGCGAGUACAAGCAAAUCGACAAACGCUGCAACACCCACAAGACCCAAGUGGAAGAGCUGGAAGACCAGAUCUGCUUCUCGACUAGGCCAGUCGUUGCCUGCGCCCCUGGCUGCUCGCCUGUCGAAACCAAGGACAAGAGCUACCAAUUCCACUGCAUGGAGAAGAACACGGCUUCCCUGGACCUGAAGAAGAGGAUCGAGAAAGGCGCCAUGCCCGACCUCAGCCAGAAACCGGUCUCCAUGUCGCGGCAAAUCAACGUUCCUCUCAUGUGCAAAGCGUAAUCAGCGCGACACUCUUGUAUUUCCACUUCGUAGCUAGUGUAGUAGUUAGCAGAUGUAGUUUCUUUUAUAUCUGACGCAAACGUGUAUUAAUAAAAUUUAUUUUUCAAUAUAA